This is a messenger RNA of Mirounga angustirostris (Northern elephant seal), 3797 nucleotides long. It is a transcript of the gene KCNRG, whose product is annotated as potassium channel regulator. Bases 393 to 1214 code for a protein of 273 amino acids. NCBI's taxonomy places the organism in Eukaryota, Metazoa, Chordata, Mammalia, Carnivora, Phocidae. The record is from RefSeq and is a predicted model, not a curated record. The transcript is spliced from 2 exons. Gene Ontology annotation, cellular component: endoplasmic reticulum. Gene Ontology annotation, biological process: protein homooligomerization; negative regulation of delayed rectifier potassium channel activity.
AUGAAUAAAAAAAAAAAAUCUUAAAAAAAAAAUAAAAUACAGAUUUACAAUAAGUUUUCAUGGAUAUAUAUAUAUAUUUUAAUGGAAUACAGGAGAGGGAUCUACUUGACAUCUAUCCUUAGAAAUAUUGGCAGUUUUUCUUAAAUAAUCCAGUUCCUCAUCUGUUCCUUUUUCAUUUUGUAUACUGCAAGUUCCCAAGCAACUCAAAUUUGCAAACACAGCUAUGGAUACACUAUUUGCUUUACAGUAGUUAGGAGGGAAUCUAGGUCUCUGUUUUUUGUUUUUUUCCCCUCCCCUCCAUUUCUUAAUCAUAUAUAACUAGCAACAUUUAUGGCUAGAGUUUGAUUUACAAGUUUCUAAGUCUGUAGCUUCUAGUUUGAAGCAAGAAAAGAAUGAGUAGUCAGGAACUGGUCACUUUGAAUGUGGGAGGGAAGAUAUUCACAACAAGGUUUUCUACCAUAAAGCAGUUUCCUGCUUCUCGGUUGACACGAAUGAUAGAUGGCAGAGACCAAGAAUUCAAGAUGAUUGGUGGCCAGAUUUUUGUGGACAGAGAUGGUGUUCUAUUUAGUUUCAUCUUAGAUUUUUUGAGAACUCAUCAGCUUUUAUUACCCACCGACUUUUCAGACCAUCUUAGGCUUCAGAGAGAGGCUCUUUUCUAUGAACUGGAUCCUCUGGUUGAUCUCUUAAACCAAGAACACCUGCUACAGCCAAGACCUGCUCUUGUGGAAGUGCAUUUCCUAAGCCGAAACACUCAAGCUUUUUUCAGGGUGUUUGGCUCUUGCAGCAAAACAAUUGAGAUGCUAACUGGGAGGAUUACAGUGUUUAUAGAGCAACCUUCAGCACUGACCUGGAGUAGUAACUCUUUCCCUCCGCAGAUGACCUUGCUUCCACUGCCUCCACAAAGACCUUCUUACCAUGACCUGGUUUUCCAGUGUGGCUCUGACAGCACCGCUGAUAACCAGAGUGGAGUCAGGUAUGUUUCUAUAAAACCUGAUAACCGAAAAUUGGCCAACGGAACUAAUGUCCUCGGGAUACUAAUCGACACUUUAUUAAUGGAAGGCUUCCACCUAGUCAGCGCUAGAACACUAUUCUCUGAAGACAAAAGUGAAUGCUAUAGCUUUGAAAGGAUAAAAAAGCCUGAAGCUCUCACCAUGAACAAAACACUGAAACCAGAGACUACCAUCAUGUCAGAGCAAUCUCAGAAAAAGAAAUGAGGUUCCUGUUCCCUUCUAGAGUAAAGAGAAAUUGCCAUUUUCUUGUGGAAAUUCCAUAUUUAUGGCAUGUAUGUUAGUCAUAUAUGUACUCAUUUCAACUUCUGGCCUUGUCUCCUAGUAUGCCGUCUCUGGCAACCAUACCUCAGCGGUGCUUAAACCACACUAACUGCUUCCUGCUCUCUAAAUAACACUGUGCACUUGGUGCUUUGGCACAUGUUCCUUCUACCUUCAAUGCCUCUUUCCCUUUCUUUUCUUCAUGAACACUUACACAGCUCUCAAGAAUGGGUUCUGGAAUCAGACUGCUUGAUUUCGUAUCCCAAUUAAUCAGUUACUACUUAUAUGACUUGGGCAAGUCAUUUAAGCUCUCUGUGCCUCAACUUCUUCAUCUAUCAAAUGGGGAUAAUGUAUCUCUUUAUAGGAUAUGUGAAAAUAAAAGGAGAUAAUGUAAAGUACUCAACAAACUGUCUGGCACAUAGUAGACACCAAUAACUGUUCAUGAUGGCGAUGAUGAUGUUGAAGAAAAAGAAGAUUGGUGGCCUACUUUGAAUUGUACCUCUUCUGUGAGGGUGAGGCCUUGUUUUCCUCUUUUCCCGGGCAUAUUAAUCAGCCCUUUCCUCUGUAUAGACUUAUAUGCCAUCAUAAAAACAACUUUUUUCACUUGAAUGUGAGCUCAAUCCACUCAAUGGUUUUAACACUACUAUGUGGAAAGCACUACUAAACAUUUGGUGAGAGGAUAACUGUUACUAAUUAGCACCUACAUUUGGUGAAAAGCUUCUGAAUAACCUCUCCUAACAUUUAAAAUAUACAUAUACUAUGGCUUAGUGAUUCCUCUUUUAGGAAUUCCUCAUAUAUAUGUGUCAUUUUGAACACCAGAAUAAACAUCUAGAAAAGGAAACAUUAAGUCAAAGAGCAUCAAACACACAGCAGGGUUAAAAACCUGCAUGGAAGCAGCUGAGUACCUUUUUAAAAAGUACAAUUAAUUCAUUCAAAGACAUAUGUUAAACAUUUGUUAGACACCAUACUAGGUUUUCAGGAUUAAAAAAUGAGUAAGACAAAAAUUCUUAUUCUCAAAGAGCUCAUAUUCAAGAAAGAAAGUACAUCAUCUAACAGCAAAAGAUUAGAAAUAAACUCAAAGUUCAUCAAUAGGGAAUGGGUAAAUUAUGGUUCACACAAUGAAAUACUAUGGAGCCCUUAAAGAAGAAUAGGGCAACAGUUUACAAACUAAGGAAAGAUUGUCAAAUAUUUGUAAGUGGAAAAAAAGCAAGGUGCAGAACAGUGUAUAAAGUGGGAAAAUAUAUUUCCAUUAUAUAUGUGUGUAUGUGUGUAUAGUUCCCAGUUGUGGAAACAUACUCAUUUUCUUAAACACACAUAGAAUUUUCAGCAAAGAUACGGGUCACCUGUGUAGAAGGGAACAGGGUGAGUGGGGUUUGGUGUGGAAGGAAGAUUUACUUUCACCAGAUCAUGUAGAUAUAUUAUCUAUUUAAAAAAAAAGAAAGGAAGAAGAUACACCUGAAAGACUGUAUGUGUGUGGGGGGGAGGGGAGGGAAGGGAUUUUAGGAGGACUGUAAUGGCAUAGUAUGGACUAUUAUCUUAUAUUGAUACAAAUGUUAAUUUACUACUUUUCCUGUGAAAGCCCUCCACUUAGUAAAGAAUUUACAUUCCAUAAAUAUUUACCAAUUAUAGAUUUGUGCACUAGGUUGUAGAGAAGAAAUAAAUAUUUUUAAAAUUUCCUAACAGUAUCUCAACAGGUUAUGUAUAAUGUAAGUGCAAAAUACUUGAAGAUUAGUAAUGUCAAGGUUAGCAGUUGAAAAUAAUGACUCCAAUAAGAGAAAAAGCCCUAUGAAUAAGUAUUUUGUUUUUGGUGGCACUUAUCCCCUCUUUUCUGCAAAAAAGCCAGUUUAGUUGUUUUAGUGUGUCAUCUUAAUUUUGGGGAUGAUGUGUUUGGUUCCCUUGCUAGCACCAUAUUCUAGGGCACAAUAUUUCUAUUCUGGUAAGUUUUUGACAUUUUGUGAUUUAACUAGCUGGAUAUAGUUGCCAUGGUUACAUAUGCAACACUGUUUAAUUCUGUAUAGAGCUUUGCUGGUAAGAUUAUUAAAAAACUGGUAACUGGUUAAAAAAUACUGAAACAAAAAAUAUUGUUGGGGCACCUGGGUGGCUCAGUCGUUAAGCCUCUGCCUUCGGCUCAGGUCAUGAUCCCAGGGAUCGAGCCCCGCAUCGGGCUCCCUGCUCAGCGGGAAGCCUGCUUCUCCCUCUCCCACUUCCCCUGCUUGUGUUCCCUCUCUCGCUGUGUCUGUCUCUGUCAAAUAAAUAAAUAAAAUCUUAAAAAAAAAAAUUAAAAAAAAAUAUUGUAACAGGUUGGCAAAUAAUAAGACAGGAAAUGUUUAAACUACUGUUAGGGGAUGCCUGGGUGGCUCAGUUGGUUAAGCAUCUGUCUUCGGCUCAGAUCAUGAUCCCAGGGUGCUGGGAUUGAGUCCCGCAUUGGGCUCCUUGCUCAGCGGGGAGCCUGCUUCUCCCUCUGUCUGCUGCUUCCCCUGUUUGUGCUGUCACUCACUCUUUCUCUCUCAAAUAAAUCUUUAAAAUAAA